This is a messenger RNA of Ogataea parapolymorpha DL-1, 1197 nucleotides long. RefSeq lists its product as uncharacterized. The record is from RefSeq and is a predicted model, not a curated record. Gene Ontology annotation, molecular function: heme binding; oxidoreductase activity, acting on paired donors, with incorporation or reduction of molecular oxygen; iron ion binding. NCBI's taxonomy places the organism in Eukaryota, Fungi, Ascomycota, Pichiomycetes, Pichiales, Pichiaceae. The transcript has a single exon. Bases 1 to 1197 code for a protein of 398 amino acids.
AUGACUACACCCGCGAUUCAGGAAAGAGCAAGCUUGUACGAUGUGGAAUCGUACUCGUUAUUGCGCGACUUGUAUCAAGAUACGUCUAAUGGUGAGUCGGUUUAUCCUUACACUUACACGCAAAGACUUGCUCUCAACUUCACCACUAUGCUGUGCUAUGCCACGAGAUUUGACAAUAUAAGGACCAAACUUCUAAAGGAGAUCCUCGAAAUUGUGAAGACUGUAUCCUCGUUUCGGUCUACAAACAAGAAUUUGCAAGAUUAUGUUCCAAUUGUGAGACUUUUGCCCGAAAACCCCCGAAGCAGACUUGCUGUUGAGUGUAGUAGGAUUAGAGACGAAUGGCUCCGAAAACUCACGCAGCAAGCACUCAAUCACAGACACGAUCGUGUGAGUAUUGUAGGAGACUUUGCGAGGUCUGACGGGAAAGGAAGAUUGGAUCUGGAUGAUAUUAAAUGCAUAUGUGUUGGCUUGGUCUCUGGUGGUUUUGAGACUCUUGGUUCAACGGGAGCUCUUAUAUUUGCUCAGCUCGCCACAGAGAAGGGAGAGAAGUGGCAAGAAAGAAUCUAUUCAGAUUGUAUUAAGCACUACGGCUCCGUAGAGGUGGCAUGGCAAAAGGUAGUACUUGAGCAAAAGAGUGAAUUCGCAGUGUCCUUCAUCCGCGAGCUUCUGAGAAUGUACGCGGUCAUUCCUUUAAUUCCCGCUAGAAAAACUGCAAAAGCUUUUGAGUGGAAUGGAGCUAUUGUUCCUGAAGGUACAACAGUGAUUUUAAAUGCACAAGCCGCAAAUCACGACAGAGAACAUUUUGGAGACACGGUGGAUGAGUUUGUUCCAGAAAGAUUUCUCUACGAAUCUAACGUCAACCGUUCUCCGUAUCAUUUCACAUUUGGUGCUGGAUCAAGGGCGUGCACGGCAGUUAAUCUUUCAAUCAGAAUACUAUAUGUCAUUUUGGCACGAAGCUGCAUGCUUUUUGAAAUUAAGAAGGAUGCGUCGCGUCCACCAGUCAAUGACUAUAUUGGAUAUGCAGCAGACCGAUCAGCACAAACAUACUGGCCAAAAGAUUUUGGUAUAAACUUGACGCCUAGAGAUCCAGCUACAAUGGAGAGGUGUUUUCGGAUAUCUCAAGAGGCCUGUGCUGAGCAAUUAUCGUACUCGUAUGAAAACGACGAUGUUCCUGAGAAAUUUAAGGGUGGUUUAUAG